AUGAAACCAUCUGAUCAAGGACCACUCUUGCGUCGAAAGUCUUCUACACCUCACUAUCAAACAUUUGGUGGUAUCUCGCCGCCUAAAUCACGAGGACAACCAUUGUCCGAAUCCUCAAACUCCUCCACCCAUGACCUCCAUUCCCAGAACCCCGACAAUCAACAUGCCUCUCCUCUCCCUAAAAAGCAGAUGGCUAUUUUGGCCAUUAUAGCGUUGUGUGAACAGACGGCCCUCAACUCCAUCAGUCCCUAUCUGCCUGCUAUGGCAUCGACCUUUCCAGAAGUCAAUCCGGGACAAGUUGGUGUUUACGUGGGCACCAUCGCAUCCGCGUUUGCGCUGGCCCAACUAGCCACCAAUUUCUUCUGGGGAUGGUUGUCAGAUCAUAUAGGCAGAAAGCCGGUCAUAUUAAUGGGGACAUUUUUCACUGCGGCCUGUUUUGUUGCCUUUGGGUUCUGCAGGACUCUGUGGCAAGCCGUCUUGGUACAGGCAUUGAUGGGGCUGUUGAACGGAAAUCAGGGAGUUGUAUCUACAUGUCUGGGAGAAAUCACUGAUCGCAGUAAUCAGUCACAAGCAUUCACCUAUCUACCAGUGUUAUACGGCCUCGGGGGUAUUACCGGACCAAUUAUCGGUGGCUUACUUGUGUUUGAGAACAAUCCGUUCAACAAGUCGAAGCCCAACCCAUAUCCCUAUCUACUGCCGAAUUUGCUUUCGGCAGCAGUCCUUGUCGUGGACCUGGUCUUGACCACCAUUUUUCUAGAGGAGAGCUUGGAAGAGGCACAAUACCAGGCACCUUUGGGUAAACGCGUACGAAACCUCUUCACCUGGCUGUGGGAGUUCUCCAGUUCAAGCAGACCAUCCUACCUUCGACGCAAAAACACACCUUCUCAUCAUGGUGACGAAAGCCACGGUAAUGGCAUACUUGACGCUUCAGAUGACGAUGAUAGUGAUAGCAAUGCUGAGCCGCCCACAUUCUUUCACGCUUCACAGGAACUGAAGAGCAGUGACGUACUGAACCGCGAUACCAUAUUGCUUCUUUUGACCUACCUCAUCUUCCAACUGUCCAACAUAUCCUUCAAUUCACUUUUUCCAAUCUUCGCACAAGCCGCUCCUCCUACCGGCCGUGAUUUGGCACCGGAUGAGAUAGGACUUUCUCUCGCUUUUGCCGGACUGGUGACGAUUCUUUUUCAGGUUGGUCUGUUUGGAAAGCUGAGGGAUAAGGUGGGCAAUAGAUGGGCCUACAGGGCGGGAUUUGGUGGGUUUGUGAUUGCCUAUGUUCUGAUGCCCUGGGUUGGGUACAAAGAACCUGGUCAAGGCAAGUGGGCGAUAUCAUACGGGAAAGCCUGGCUGUGGUUUGAGGUUUGCAUUGUUCUACUCGUCAAGACUGUUGCGGCAGUCGGAGGCUUGACGAGUGCUUUGUUAUUGAUCACGAAUUCUGCACCAAACCACAAUGUUCUGGGAACGUUGAACGGAUUAGCACAAACACUAUCGGCGGCUGGACGCGCCGUAGGUCCUUUUGUGUCUGGUGGUCUUUUCUCCCUUGCCACCCGAGUAGAACCAAAGGGUGAGGCGCUGGCUUUUGGUUUGUUCGGAGGCAUCGCCUGUCUAGGGUUUGCCUUGAGUUUUGGUGUAAGAUCAUCCAACCUUGAGGCGGCAGGAUGGGAGACGGAUGAUGAUAAUGAGGAUGACGAUGACGCGAGUGACAAGUCUGACGAAGAGGAAGAGGUAUAG
Messenger RNA from Exophiala bonariae, 1728 nucleotides. RefSeq lists its product as uncharacterized. Gene Ontology annotation, biological process: transmembrane transport. Gene Ontology annotation, molecular function: transmembrane transporter activity. The record is from RefSeq and is a predicted model, not a curated record. The transcript is spliced from 2 exons. The coding region runs from base 1 to 1728 and encodes 575 amino acids. Lineage: Eukaryota; Fungi; Ascomycota; Eurotiomycetes; Chaetothyriales; Herpotrichiellaceae.